Molecule: messenger RNA, 542 nt
Organism: Capsaspora owczarzaki ATCC 30864
Lineage: Eukaryota; Filasterea; Ministeriida; Capsasporidae
Exons: 2
Coding region: 25-255 (76 amino acids)
Biological process (GO): mitochondrial electron transport, cytochrome c to oxygen
Source: RefSeq, a predicted model, not a curated record
UUUUUUUUUUUUCUGCUUGUUACAAUGUCUGCCAUUGCUGCCCUUUCCCGCCUGUCUGCCCGAUCGUCGCUCACCUCCCAGGUCAUGCGCGGCGGCCACUCGCACAGCAACUACCAGGCUCCCGGCUCUAACCUGCCUUUCCAGGUCGUCGGCAAGUCGGCCCUCAGCCUCCACGUCAAGGUCUGGGCGUUCAUGAUCACUGGCUUCUCGCUGCCGUUUGUUGCCGUCAAGUUCCAGGCUUGGAAGAAGGGCUAAACAAAAAACCCACACUGCCAAUCCAUCACUAUCAACGUGUGGCGUUUGCGAUUCGAGAGGACUCUCGGAUUGUCGUGCGAUCGGUGGUUUUGAUGGGCGUUGUGUAGCGUUGCUUUGUUUUGUUUUGUGAAUCGUUUGCUGCAGCUUUCUUCUCGUGUGCGCUUUCGCAUCAACGGGAAUCGAGGCACAGCAGUUGUGUAUUUUCUUUCCCCCCCCCCCCUUCUCCCCUUUCGUUUGUUUUGUCGACCGCUCAGGCAAUACAAAAGAAAAAAACAACCCGAAUCACA